Messenger RNA from Gastrolobium bilobum, 2204 nucleotides. RefSeq names its product probable 1-deoxy-D-xylulose-5-phosphate synthase 2, chloroplastic. The record is from RefSeq and is a predicted model, not a curated record. Gene Ontology annotation, molecular function: 1-deoxy-D-xylulose-5-phosphate synthase activity. NCBI's taxonomy places the organism in Eukaryota, Viridiplantae, Streptophyta, Magnoliopsida, Fabales, Fabaceae. Gene Ontology annotation, biological process: terpenoid biosynthetic process. The transcript is spliced from 10 exons. Bases 1 to 2196 code for a protein of 731 amino acids.
AUGGCUUCCUUCGUUGGAACUAGUUUCCUUCCUCUGUUUCAUUCUCAGUAUAAGUAUUGCUGCUUCCCAAGUAUCUCAAACAUCACCACCAAAGUCUCAGCUACAAUCCCACAGAGGAUAAACCUAGUGAUAGCUGCUGCAGGAGACAAUGCUGGUGAGGAGGAGGGCACAAUGGUGAAGAAAAGCUACGAAACAAACCAACAGUUGCGGAGAUCUCUCAAUUUCUCAGGAGAGAAACCAUCCACCCCAGUUUUGGACACCAUAAAUUACCCAAUCCACAUGAAGAACCUAUCCAUUCAGGAACUUGAGGCGCUAGCAGAUGAACUCCGUGAAGAGAUUGUUUAUACAGUGUCAAAGACUGGCGGGCAUUUGAGUUCAAGCCUAGGUGUGGCUGAGUUGACUGUGGCACUUCACCAUGUAUUCAACACACCUCAAGACAAGAUCAUUUGGGAUGUUGGUCAUCAGACCUAUGCUCAUAAGAUUUUAACUGGAAGAAGGUCCAAAAUGCACACAAUUAGACAGACCGGUGGGCUUGCAGGAUUUCCAAAGAGGGAUGAGAGUGUUCAUGAUGCCUUUGGAGUUGGUCAUAGUUCCACUAGCAUUUCAGCUGCCUUAGGGAUGGCAGUUGCAAGAGACUUGAUUGGAAAGGACAACCAUGUCAUUUCAGUAAUUGGUGACGGAGCCAUGACGGCUGGACAAGCAUACGAGGCAAUGAACAACGCUGGUUUUAUUGAUACCAAUCUUAUUAUCAUCUUAAAUGACAAUGAACAAGUUUCUCUUCCCACUGCAACCGUUGAUGGCCCAGUUCCACCGGUUGGAGCUCUUAGUAGAGCCCUGGCAAGACUGCAAACUAAUUCUAAGUUCCAUCAACUACGUGAAGCCGCAAAGGGCAUAACGAAGCAAAUUGGAAGCCAAGCACAUGAAUUUGCAUCUAAAUUGGAUUCCUACAUGAGAGGGAUGCUAGGUGGUUCUGGUGCUUGUUUUUUUGAAGAGCUUGGGCUCUUUUAUAUUGGCCCGGUAGAUGGCCAUGAUGUGGAAGACCUUGUGCAGAUCCUGAAAAAUGUAAAGGCCAUGCCAACACUGGGACCUGUUCUCAUUCAUGUUAUCACUGAGAAAGGAAAAGGCUAUCGUCCAGCUGAAGUUGCGCCUGACAAGAUGCACGGUGUUGUGAAAUUUGAUACUAAGUCAGGGAAGCAGAUGAAGUCCAAAACAAGUACGCGUUCUUACACAGAAUACUUUGCACAGUCUUUGAGUGCAGAGGCAGAAGCUGAUGAGAGAAUCGUUGCCAUCCAUGCAGCAAUGGGAGGUGGUACUGGUCUUAACUUGUUCCAAAAGCGCUUCCCGGAUAGAUGUUUCGAUGUUGGGAUAGCAGAACAACAUGCUGUGACCUUCGCUGCAGGCCUAGCUGCUGAAGGCCUUAAACCCUUCUGCGCAAUUUACUCUUCCUUUCUACAAAGAGGUUAUGAUCAGGUAGCACAUGAUGUAGACAUUCAAAAGCUUCCAGUAAGAUUUGCGUUAGACAGAGCUGGCCUAGUUGGUGCUGAUGGUCCAACUCACUGCGGAGCCUUUGACACAACGUUCAUGGCUUGUUUGCCAAACAUGGUGGUUAUGGCUCCUUCAGAUGAGACUGAACUGAUGCACAUGAUAGCCACAGCUGCAGCCAUAGAUGACAGGCCUAGUUGCUUUAGGUACCCAAGAGGGAAGGGUAUAGGCUCCAUUCUUCCACCUAACAAUAAAGGCACGCCACUUGAGGUCGGUAAAGGAAGGGUUUUAAAGGAGGGAAGCAGGGUCGCUCUUGUUGGUUAUGGAACAAUGGUCCAAAGCUGUAUGGCAGCUGCUGAGGUUCUUGAAGCUCAUGGUAUCUCAACAACCGUGGCUGAUGCACGGUUCUGUAAGCCUCUAGAUGGAGAUUUGAUGAGGCAACUGGCUAGAGAGCAUGAAAUUCUUAUCACAGUUGAAGAGGGAUCUAUUGGAGGAUUUGGUUCUCAUGUUUCUCAUUUUCUAGCCUUGAAUGGACUACUUGAUGGUAAUCUAAAGUGGCGAGCCAUGACACUGCCUGACAGAUACAUCAACCAUGGAUCUCAGACAGAUCAAAUUGAAGUAGCAGGGCUCGGUUCGAACCAUAUCACAGCUACUGCUUUGUCAUUAACGAAUGUGCAAUGGGACAGUCGUCUGCUUCUUAGCCUACGGAUAUAAUUCUUAAC